CAGGUCCGACAAUCAGAGCGGGUGGCAUUGCGGUGCGUGCCGAAUUAAGUCCAAGCUCAACUUUUAUGCCAUCUCGUCAUUCACCUGUCUUGCAACAAACGCAACCUCGGACUGACACAAUGUCCUCACAGCACGACGAAGCUGCCGCGGCCGGAUGUCCCGUAGAUCAUAGAGCGCGUGAAGCCUGGCUCGAACAAGCCCGCGCAGCCGGCAACUCAGCACCCAACCCUCAUAUCUCCGCUUCGCCGCCAGCACCCACACAAUCGCCUGCCUCCGCAGCACCCACACAAUCGAAAGCUGCUGCAGCAGCAAAAUCCUCCCCAGUCCAGCAAUCAUGCGAUUCCUCAUCCCUCGACCAGUCCACCACCUCACCCGCGCCGACAACAACAGGACUCUUAUCCGACAUGCGCCUGGCCACCGACCGCGAAAUCAGCACCAUCCCACGGUCCACGCCUAGCGCACCGACCGACCGACCGGCAAACAACGAAAAAGACACAGGCGCGGAUAAAACCACAGGGAACUGGAUCUACCCCAGCGAGCGCAUGUUCUUCGACGCGAUGCGCCGGAAACAGUUCUCCCCCGAGGAGCGCGACAUGAAAGCCAUCGUGCCGAUCCACAACGCGGUGAAUGAGCGGGCGUGGCACGAGAUCAAAGCGUGGGAAACAGGGCGGGGGAGUGAAGCCUGCGGAGGCCCCAAGCUCGAGUCGUUUUCUGGGUUGAGUACGAGUCUCACGCCCAGGGCGAGGUGGAAUGCGCUGCUAGGGUACCAGGCGCCGUUUGAUCGCCACGAUUGGGUUGUCGACCGCUGCGGCACCAAGGUCGAGUAUGUGAUUGAUUUCUAUGCAGGGAAACAGCAGACCGGGCAGGCGCCCGGGCAGGGGCUGAAUUUCUAUUUGGAUGUUAGGCCGAAGUUGAACAGCUGGGAGGGUGUCAAGACAAGAGUCAGUCGGUUCUGGGGAUUCUAGGUGGGGAUGAAGUGGGUGUAUGAUAUGUACGAUCAAUGUGGUGGAAUGCAUUAACCAGCUUUAGUACAUCAUGACAUGGCGUUUUCUGGGUUCAGUAGAUUGUAUGGCAGCAUGCUGAUGCGAAUGUGAAUACCACGCUCGUCUCGUACACCCU
Didymella exigua CBS 183.55 is the source of this 1119-nucleotide messenger RNA. RefSeq names its product cytochrome c and c1 heme-lyase. The record is from RefSeq and is a predicted model, not a curated record. NCBI's taxonomy places the organism in Eukaryota, Fungi, Ascomycota, Dothideomycetes, Pleosporales, Didymellaceae. Gene Ontology annotation, biological process: cytochrome c-heme linkage. The transcript has a single exon. Gene Ontology annotation, molecular function: holocytochrome-c synthase activity. Gene Ontology annotation, cellular component: mitochondrion. The coding region runs from base 120 to 965 and encodes 281 amino acids.